ACCAAAUUCAUUGCGAGUCUCUCUUACGGUACGCGUCUUCAACUCGCAAAGCACUAGAACCACAAAUUAUACUGUUUAAACAUGGCUUCCGCUAAACUCACGUGGCUCAUCACCGGCUGUUCGUCUGGUUUUGGCCUCUCGCUGGCGCGGAUUGCACAGGCUGGAGGCCAUAUCGUCAUUGCUACCUCGCGCAACCCGUCUCGCACCCCAGACUUGGUUGCUGAAAUCGAAGGCAAGGGCGGAAAAUGGGUCCAGCUGGAUGUUGACAGCCCCCAGAGCGGCGACGUCGUCGCCGAGCUCGAAAAGGGAGGCAAUAAGAUCGACGUGCUUGUCAACAACGCCGGCUACUCCAUCUACGCGCCCAUCGAGACCAUGACCGAGGCCGAAGCCCGCUCGCAACUCGAGACCAACUACUUCGGACCGCUUCGGUUGAUCCGCGCCGUCCUACCGCAUAUGCGUCAGCGUCGCUCGGGCGUCAUCGUCAAUAUAAGCAGCGGUGCCUCGCUCGAUGGGAUCCCGACCAUGGGCGUGUACGCGGGUGCCAAGGCUGGAUUGGACGCAACGACUAGAAUUCUUGCGAAAGAGGUCGCGCCGUGGAACAUCCGCACAUUGACGGUGGUCGCGGGCACUUUCAACACCAACAUGCCCAACGCCGUCGUGUUGGGCGAAACGCCGCUCCCCGACGACUUCAAGGGCACCUUCGCGGAGCAGGUUCAGCAACUCCUUGUCGCGGGCAAGGUCAAGCCCAACGGCGACAAGGACAAGGCCAUGAAGGCUGUAUACGAGGUUGUGGUGGGCGAGGGUGUGGGAGAGGGCAAGGAGGCUGAGAAGCUGCUGCCGCUUGGGAGCGACAUCACUCCACGCCUCAAGGGACUUCAGGACAACGCUGGCCACGUCAUCGAGGUCUUUGGCUCUGUUACAAACGGCGUCGAUGUGGAAAAAUAGACUCUGGUACUCUUUUCGGGGGACACCACUUC
This is a messenger RNA of Paraphaeosphaeria sporulosa, 977 nucleotides long. Its product is annotated as NAD(P)-binding protein. The coding region runs from base 82 to 945 and encodes 287 amino acids. NCBI's taxonomy places the organism in Eukaryota, Fungi, Ascomycota, Dothideomycetes, Pleosporales, Didymosphaeriaceae. The record is from RefSeq and is a predicted model, not a curated record. The transcript is spliced from 2 exons.